AUGCUGCGACUCGCUUCAGCCGUGGGUCGGUCUGCAGGACGAGGCUUGGUGACUGCAACGAGGCCGAAACAGAUAAAGCGCUUCUAUGAGGAGGUGUCCAUCGAGGAAGUCGGUGGUCUCUUUCGCGUGCUUCUGGACGGCAAGGUAGUCAAGACGCCAAAAGGCACUACCCUGGACUUGCCUGGGGUCGGUGUCGCACACCGCGUGGCUCGAGAAUGGAGGGCACAAGGUGAGAACCUUGAACCCCUGGAGAUGCCCUUCACGACCCUAGGGUGCACAGCGCUGGACAUCACCCAGAAAGACCCAGAGGGUUGCAUUGACCGGAUGAUGCCUUUUCUAGAGAUGGACACCGUAUGCUUCCAAGUCGACGAGGAGUUCCUGGCAGAGCGACAGGAGCAGGAAUGGCGUCCACUGCGGGAAUGGUUCCAACAAGAGUACGCUGUGAAGCUUGGCGUGGCGACGGGACUUGGCUCGCCAGGUCACCCCGAGGAAACCAUGCUUCGGGUAGCUGAGCAGCUCUUGACUCGUGAUGCCUGGGAGUUAUGUGCUUUGGAAAUUGCGACGCAGACCGCCAAGUCGCUCAUCGUCGCCAGCGCGCUGCUGGAUCGCAGCACCUCUGCUGAGGACGCUAUGCGCUGGGCACAGCUGGAAGAGAACUUCCAAAUAGAGCGUUGGGGACUGGUCGAAGGCGACCAUGACGUGACCGAGAGUGAGGUCUUCACCGAGCAGACCGGACAGCAGGCCAUCAAACAUGCACUGAUAGCCCAGAAGCACUGCGAAGCCGAUGCUCUGAGAAGGAGUAUGCCGGGAACGGCAAGACAAGGUUAUGGCAGGCACCUCAUGCGAUUUGUUCUGUCUCUGGCACCAUUUGUACUGCUGGGAGACAUGGCUUUAGUUGCUCCGCUGGCUCGCCUUCCGCCGUCGAGCACCUCCGCCGAGAUAGCACAUGUCCUGAUACGUGAUGGCAUUGUUGUCUUGGAUCAGUGGACCUCGCCGGAGAAAGUGGCAGCAGCCUUGCAGGAGCUCGAGACGGGCCGCAUGUCCGAAGGACGCAACGUGCGUUUCGGAGGCAGUACGCAGCUGCUGAAGUGGCCAUUGGAUGCCGAGAAGGAGCCGGCUUUACAGAGCCUUGCCCAAGAUGCGGUGCUACAGGAAGCCAUUGAGCUGGCCCGAAGGGCGCAUGGAGAGGGCUCGCACCACUCCAUCGCCUGGGAGGUUCGGCUCUUGAUCCUGGCACCCGGCACCCCGGAAGGUGACAUGCACCGCGAUGUCGUGGACACUUCGAAGGUCCCGCUGGAACGACCGCUGCAAUGGGGCCUAAACACCAUAUGGGCCGUGGAUGACUUCACGAUGGACAACGGAGCCACGAGAUUCGUGCCCGGAAGCCAUUCUGGAAAGUAUCCUCAGGGUCACUGGUCGGGUGAACAUCCAGAGGCACAGGAGGCUGGUGCCGCCGCGAUGCCAGCGGGCUCGGUGGUUGUUUAUUAUGCCAGCACUUUACAUGGAAGUGGUGAGAAUCGAUCGCCAAAGCCGCGAACAGGACUCAACUUCAAUUAUGCCUUUGUUGACGAAGCUGGUGGCAGACCGUUUGACUGGGGCUUCUGA
Molecule: messenger RNA, 1605 nt
Organism: Symbiodinium necroappetens
Lineage: Eukaryota; Dinophyceae; Suessiales; Symbiodiniaceae
Source: the annotation of a GenBank genome assembly